Drosophila mojavensis is the source of this 929-nucleotide messenger RNA. Its product is annotated as protein THEM6. The coding region runs from base 137 to 718 and encodes 193 amino acids. The transcript has 2 exons. Lineage: Eukaryota; Metazoa; Arthropoda; Insecta; Diptera; Drosophilidae. The record is from RefSeq and is a predicted model, not a curated record.
AUUAGUUGCGUUCGGUCGCUUGCCGCCAGCAGUUGUGGAUCGCCUGCGCUAGCCAUUGACACUGCGCGCCUCAUUCUCAAUAUUAUCGACAUUAUCAUAGCUUUUCGAUUAUCGCGCGUAAAUAGAAUUGAGAACCAUGUCGCUGCUCGUGGUGCUGCUCAUUUUGUACAUCAUUUGGGAUGUUAACUACUUCAUACGCUGCAUUUUCACGGUGCUUGCCGGCCGGCUGUUCCAGGGCAAGCGCAAGGUGACGGACACCACAACCAUCUACGGGCUGUGCACCUCGCAGGACGUGGACAUCUUCCUGCGGCACAUGAACAAUGCGCGCUACCUGCGCGAACUGGACUUUGCCCGCUUCCACUUCUAUGCGCUGACCAAUCUCUACGAGCUGGUGCGUCAGCGCGGCGGCGGCGCCGUCCAAGGGGCCAGCAGCGUGCGCUAUCGUCGCACCAUUCCCAUCUUCCAUCCAUACAAGAUCCAGACGAAACUCGUCUGGUGGGAUGACAAGGCCAUCUAUCUGGAGCAACAGUUCAUCACGCUGGCCGAUGGCUUCGUCCGCGCCGUCGCCCUCUCCAAGCAGUGCAUCACCAAGUGCAAUGUCAACGAGCUGCUCAAGACCUAUCCCGAGGCGGCCAAGCGGCCAGAGAUGCCGGCGGAUCUCAAGCUCUGGUUGGAUGCCAUCGAGGUGUCCAGCCAAAAGCUGCGCAAAGACAAAUGAGCUCCAAUUGGGCCGGUCCAAUUGGAAUGAACUGCAUCCAAUUUCGUUUACGUGUAGUUAAGUCUCUUCUUCGCCUUCCUCUUUCUUUCCCAUCAAUAUUUUUUUUUAUCACUCUUUAGGCUUAGUUUCUUCUGCUUUCCCCUUUUCUUCAUCGGUUCGUUUGCAUAAAUAAAAUGAAAUAUAUUUUUGUAUGAGGCUAAAAAACGGGUUG